This is a messenger RNA of Cuscuta campestris, 921 nucleotides long. Lineage: Eukaryota; Viridiplantae; Streptophyta; Magnoliopsida; Solanales; Convolvulaceae. The record is from the annotation of a GenBank genome assembly.
UGGUAGAAACUCGACCCCAAUAGGUACGUGGUUAAAAGCUAAGGCUCGUUUUGAGGAGUGGUAGUCGUCAGCUAACCCCACACUAGGAACGCCAGAUGGGGUCAGGAAGUUCAUGGUCAAGACCACGUGAUGGAUUUGUGAAGCCACACUCAUCCAUCGCCGUCACCGUCGCCAGAGUCAGCAGCAGCCAGCAGCCAUCGCCGUAUCCGUUGCUCUCCCCAGAUCCUGCGCCGUUGUCUUCACGCCGUACCGCCGUCCUACCGACGCCGUCCCAGGCGUUCGCCAUCCCAGUCCUGCAGCCUGUUCCACCCGCCGUCACUUUCCCCCCACGAAUUUCCAGUCUUGGGCGGCUUGUGCUCUUCUCUCUCAUCGGAAUCGGUCGCAGCAAUUCCUGCACAGAAAAGCAUCAAGAAGAAGCAAACGGCUUAGCAGCUGUGAAGCCAGAGCAUCUGCAGGAGGGCUUGCAAAGGUCUUUGUGCAGUUUUAAAGACAAGGCAGCAUUACCUAAAAGCAAAACAAAGGAUGUGGAAUGCUUUUGGACAUUUACAGCCAUUAUGCUUUGGCUUGUGAGUUGUGAAAAGCUUUAACCGGAAACAUGCCCUCUACUUUUCCCUGGGAUAUUCUCUUUUUGCUUUCCUAAUAUAAAGAAAGGGAGGCUAAAGCUAGGAGGCAAGGGCCGGUGUUGGCGGGGAUGAAUAGUGUUUUCAGUGAAGUGAUACUUGCAGACAAGCUCUCCAAGCUCAACAGCAGUCAGCAGUGCAUUGAAAGUAAGUUUCUAAUCUUUUCAUUUUCGUGAUGUUUGGCUCAUGCUGCAUUCAUUGCAGCUCCUUUAACAUGGUUUCAUUUCCCUUUUUCUGUUAAUUCGCUACUUUGAGUGGCAACUUGAAUUCCCAUGUAGUGGAAUAAUGCAUUAGGAUUUUU